Molecule: messenger RNA, 3076 nt
Organism: Carassius gibelio (silver crucian carp)
Lineage: Eukaryota; Metazoa; Chordata; Actinopteri; Cypriniformes; Cyprinidae
Gene: smyd3
Product: SET and MYND domain containing 3
Exons: 12
Coding region: 93-1379 (428 amino acids)
Cellular component (GO): nucleus
Molecular function (GO): protein binding
Source: RefSeq, a predicted model, not a curated record
UUGACAGUCAUGAAUACAAACGGCAUUCAUAAAGUGCAUGUUCUGUAUGUCGGCGCAUGGACUCUCAAAUCAGUAGAUAAUAGUGUUAUGAUAUGAUGGCUAUGAAUAUAGAGAGGUUUGUCAGUGAGGGGAAAGGAAAUGGUUUGCGUGCUCUGCGCGAACUCAAAGCUGGUGAAGUGAUUCAUUCAUGCGAGCCGUAUGCGUUCUGCAUAGCCAAGGAUUUCUUGAAAACUGCCUGCCAUAGCUGUCUGCAGAGAGGUGAAAGUCUGUCGAGAUGUUCUCAAUGUAAGACGGCCCGUUACUGCAGUGUUCAGUGUCAGAAGCAAGCAUGGCCUGAUCACAAGAGGGAAUGCAAAUGCCUCAAGCGUCUCCAGCCGAGGAUCCCCACCGACUCCGUCCGUCUGCUUACGAGGAUCAUCUUCAAACUGCUCGCCCAAUCAGAAAGUGACCAAGAGGAUCUAUACUCCAUAGCCGAACACCAAUCACAUCUAGCAGACAUGAGUGAGGAGAAGAAAGAGGGCCUGAGGCAGCUCUGCACGACGCUGCAGCUUUAUCUUGGUGAGGAGAACCACGAUCUGUCUCAGCUUCCGCCCGGCCUGGACCCCAUCAGCCUCCUCGCCAGAGUGACCUGCAACUGCUUCAGCAUCAGUGAUGGAGAGCUGCAGGACGUGGGGGUGGGACUUUACCCCAGCAUGUCUCUGCUGAACCACGACUGCCAGCCCAACUGUGUCAUGAUCUUUGAGGGCAAGAGACUCACGCUGCGAGCUGUUCGGCUCAUCAGACCCUGUGAGGAGCUAACUAUAAGCUACACUGAUAUCCUUGCGACCAGCAAAGAGAGACGUUCCCAUUUACAGGAGCAAUACCACUUCCUGUGUCAGUGCACGCGCUGUACCACUGAGGACAAGGACUGUGACAUGCUGGCUGGUGAGAAGACUGCGUGGAGGUCCUUAAGAGACGCCAUCCCUCACCUGGAGCAGCUUCAGUCGGAGCAGCGCUGGGAGGAGCUUCUAAAAGAGAGCCAGGCUCUUUUGCACAGAUAUACUGAUGUGGUCCCGGACAGGAACAUCUAUGUGCUCAAGCUGCUGGAUCUGGCUAUGGAUGCUUGCAUUAGUCUGGACGACUAUGAGACGGCGCUGGAGUAUGGCAAUAGAGCUCUGGAACCUUACAAACUGUACUACAGUGAUCCUCAUCCGUCCAGAGCGGUGGAGCUGCUGCGGGUGGGGAAGCUGCAGCACUUCCUGGGCAGACUGGAGGAGGCUCGGGGGAGCUUCACACAGGCGUAUGACAUCAUGAAGGUGACCCACGGGACGGAUCACGUCCUGACUAAUGAGGUGAGGAGAAAACUGAGCGAGUGCCAGGCUGAGCUGGGUCAAGUCUAGAUGGAUGUGUGCCAUCAUACAGAGACCGAGUACUGCGGUCCCGCCACGGCCCCAAACUCCUCUCAUCCAGUUCUUUGACAUGUUGGCUGUUAGUCAACACGCCGCUAUAUUUGCUCUCAAAUGGAAAGUUUCUGGAUGGUUGUGUCUGCCACCUGCUUUUGUGCCACUGUGUCAAACCAGCUGGUUUAGAAUUCAACUGAAAAAAACGCCAGAGGGAAAAAUUCUACAUCUUCACUCUGCUUUUUCAGUUCAUUUCAGAUUUUAUUUUUCAUUUUGUUUAGUGUUUUAAUUAUUUUCAGUAAUAUCAGAGAUCCACUUGCUGCCCCCUCAACAGAUGUUCAAUUUUAAAACUCAUUCCAAAAUGUAGUUUAUUAUCCUCCAUAUUUUCGAAUGAAAGUCCUACUUCUAGGUAUUUUGACUUCUAAUUAGUGGUUGCAAUAGAAACAUUAUUGCUAAAUUUAAAUGCUAAACAAUAGUGUCACUUAAGGGCAAAAGUGCAUUAAUGCAACUAGUCCUAAGUCUAAAUGAUUUGGGUCACAGUGUAUUCAGUAAAUCCUUAAACUUACGCGGUUUCAUGUUUUCUGUUCACUUGCGAGAUAAUAAAAUUAUUCAAAUGUGUCUUUAGUAUUAUUUAAAUACUAUUUUUAUACUAUUGAUAUGUUUUAGUAAUUUUUCUUUUCUAAAAAGUUUUAGUUUUCCCCAAGGCAACAUUUUUUUUUUCAAGUUUAGUUUAUUCAUCUAAUACUUUAAUUUUAUUCUUUUUCAGAUGUAUUUCACUUAUCAACAAUGAUUUUUAAUAGUUUAAGAUGCCUUGUUUUAAAUAAAGGAACAGUAUUUCACUAGAAUGUAAGGGUUAAUAGAAACAAGAAUGGUACAAAUGAGACCGAACAUCAAGGGAAUGUUUUAUUUGAGGUGUGUUGCUUGGAAAACCCUCAGGAAUAUCCAUUGGCACAUUAAUAUAUAUGUACAUUAGUAGUCGCUUUUUUCAAAACUGUUCAUUAAAGUUUGACUUAAAGACCCUUAAAAAUGAUUAUACAUCACUUUAGUGUGAUUCUGACUAUCACUUAAUCAACUGUUGUGUAAAGACAACAACCACUCCAAACACACACACACACACACAUCAGAUUUGUGCUUCAGUUUCUCAUCAUUAACUUCAAUCAUCAGAGUUACUCUGGCAAGACGUUUCCAACAUAUUUCAGCAGCUGCUUUGUUUUUAUGCUCUUCUUUUACCAUCUGGAUUGUGAUAUUGCAGUAAGCUCUUGAUUUGUAAUGUGUCAAUCCUUCAUUUUAAUUCAUAUUACCAUGUUCAGUCAAAUAUUUAAACAGUUUUUAAAGUUGAAAAUCAUGUUGGUAAGUUUUCACAACAGUUAAGUGUACAAGAGGGAUCAUUUAAAGAAUUUCAAUACUCUGGUUUGAACAGAUGUUGCCAUUUAUAUUCAAACACAAAACACUGGCAUUUUAUUCUUUUGAUUUGAAGAAAUUGUCCAGGCGUUUCACUAAUCAGAAUGUUUUCUUGUAAAUAUUGUUUAAUUGGUAAUUGAAAUGACCUCGGUAUCUCUUUCUUUUGUAUUAAUUAAAUUAAUUGUAAUUAAGCAUCCUUCAGGAAGUGAUCUCAUUUUGAUGGUAAAACAACAAGUGAUGUGUAAAUAAUCAAAUUAUUAAUAAAGUUUGUGUCUGAGCUUCUUACUGGAAACCUA